Cryphonectria parasitica EP155 is the source of this 1476-nucleotide messenger RNA. RefSeq names its product Homogentisate 1,2-dioxygenase. Lineage: Eukaryota; Fungi; Ascomycota; Sordariomycetes; Diaporthales; Cryphonectriaceae. The record is from RefSeq and is a predicted model, not a curated record. Gene Ontology annotation, cellular component: cytoplasm. Bases 25 to 1392 code for a protein of 455 amino acids. Gene Ontology annotation, biological process: L-phenylalanine catabolic process. Gene Ontology annotation, molecular function: homogentisate 1,2-dioxygenase activity. The transcript has 2 exons.
ACUCUCAGAGGACUAAAAGAUACCAUGGCGCCGGUGACAGCCUUUGCCGUGCAUGACCCGUACGAUUAUCUCGAGGGACUAGGCAAUUACCUGCAAUCGGAAGCCGUUCAGGGUGCAAUUCCACCAGUCAACAACAGCCCGCAGAAGCCACCGCUGGGCCUGCGGACGGAGCGCAUCAGCGGGAGCUCCUUUGUGGCGCCGCGAGACCAUAGCUACCAGACUUGGCUCUACCGAGCUUGCUCUUCCUUGGAACACAGCGACUUCAGCCCUCUUGAGCUGACAGCCGGAUACGGGCCUGCCUCCCCCACAAACCUCAACCAUGUGACGCCCAACUCAUACCACUGGGACUUCAUGCCCACUCCCAGCAGCGCGGACUGGGUCAGCGGACAGCAGUUGCUCGGGAGGAGCGGCGAGCCCCAGAAGAAGGAAGGGCUAGCCAUGUGGGUAUUCAGCGUGACCCAGGACAUGCCCGAGAGGCAGGUCUUCUCUUCUCUGGAUGGCGAGAUGCUCGUCAUCCCGCAGUCGGGAGCGCUGGAUAUCCAGACAGAGCUCGGGAGACUCCUCGUCAGGCAGAGCGAGAUGGCAGUGAUCCCUCGUGGUGUUCGGUACCGUGUCACCCUCCCCAACCAGAGCCCAUGCCGGGGUUAUAUUUGUGAGCUGUCCCAGGGCCAUUUCCGCCUCCCUGACCUGGGUGUUGUUGGCUCCACCGGCCUGGCCAAUAUUCGCGAUUUUCAAGUCCCUGUAGCCUAUGUCGACGACAAGGAGAACUUCCUCAGCCAGGAGAAGCAGAAGAAGGAAGAAGAAUGGACCAUCGUGUCCCGGCUCGUCGGCAAGCCCUGGUACUGCACCCAGAACCACACCCCGUUCGACGUCGCAGGCUGGCACGGCACCUGCUACCCUUAUAAGUACGACCUCGGCCGCUUCUGCGCCCUGGGCAACGUCCGUUUCGAUGAACACGACCCCAGCCUGUACACAGUCCUGACAGCGCGGAACCACGGCGCCGAGCCCUCGACCGCCGUAGUCGACUUUGCCGUUGUGCCGCCACGCUGGUCUGUCGCCCAGGAUACCCUGUGGGUGCCCUACUUCCACCGAAACACGAUGCAGGAGUUCUACGCGCCCAUCAUCUCGCUGCAGGACCCGCGCCACCCGCUGAAUGGCGCCACCAACCAGUUCAGGCCGUUCGCCGCGGGGGUCAUGAAUUGUAUGAGCACGCAUGGCCCUGCUGAGAGGGACCUAUUGUCGGAGCAGGAGCGGGACACGACUCGUCCUGCAAAGCUAAAUGACGAGGGUGUCAUGAUUCUUCUGCUGGAGAUGGACAGGCCGCUGAUUUUGAGCGACUGGGCGCAUGGGUGUGUUGAGCUGAAUAUGCAAAAGCACGCUGGCAAGUUGUGAGAAGUAAUUAUGGGAAAUAAUUAGGACCAAGACUACAUGUAUGUAUUGUCAUUACUAUAAAUGAUCAAACAGCGAUUGAGGUAG